UGAGUGACUCGUACAGUUGUGUUGACUUUCUCCGUUGGUAGUGUGUGUAUUUAUGAAGACGGAGCUCAAUGAACAGCUUCCAGUCGCUCGGUAUCUGUAGGUUUCAGGAGAUCAGAGCGACAUGAAGCUCCUGGACGAGCGGAUCUGUUCGCUCUUUAAGCGCCACUGGCAGCACACUCUUACCUACUGGAGUGUGUUCUUCAGUUUCGGCAUGUGCAUCGCCUUCCUUGGUCCCACCAUCCUGGACCUGAGGUGUCAGACUCAGUCCACGCUGCAGCAGAUCACCUGGGUCUUCUUUUCUCAGCAGCUCUUCCUGCUGGUGGGCAGCAGCGUGGGAGGACUUUUCAAGAAGACACUCCUGUCCUCCCUGUCAGCACUCCUCUGCUGCACUUUCGUCAUCUCUCUGGUGUUUGCUGUCAUACCACUAUGUAACCAUGUAGCGCUGUUAUCCGUCGCCAUGGCAAUUGCUGGUCAAUCAAUGGGAGUGAUUGACAACAUCGCCAACAGGCAGCUGGUGAAGCUGUACCAGAAAGACUCUGCCACCUUCCUGCAGGCUCUGCAUUUCUUCAUAGGCCUGGGAGCUCUGGUUACGCCCCUUGUCGCUGAUCCUUUCCUCGCGGAGGACUCCUGCGUUCUUGGUGUUAACUCGACCGCCAACUCUUCGUCCUCUUCUACCUCUGACCUUGAGCACCUCCGGAGCAGAAUGGCCGGGCAGGUAGCAGCGCUUCCAAAUAUCUUCCAGUAUCCUCUGCACACAGAGGGCCUAGUCAUCACCAGGGUCGCGUACGCCUUCUGGAUCAUGGCCCUCAUCAAUCUCCCUGUGCCUGCAGCAGUGCUCACAUUGAUGUACCACGAAAGACUGCUGUCUUGCUCUAGCAAGAGUCAACAUCUGCUGGACAAAAACUCUCAGACCAGCAAAAGUCACAGUGGGGAGAGUGAAAGUCACACUGUGGACAGUGAGGAAGGCCAUGGGAGUUUGUUUUGCUGUUGUGACGCUGCCAGAGUCAGAGGUCAUCCAGCUACUUUCUUCAUCAUCCACGCUCUGGGUGGGGCCAUCCUCUUCAUCACUGACGGGAUUAUAGGCUCCUACUCUGGCUUCGUCUACACCUACGCGGUGUCCCCUCCUCUGCUGAUGGGUCACAAGACUGCAGGAUGUCUGGACAGUGUAUUUUGGGCAGCCAUCACUUUGGGAAGACUGGCUUUCAUUUACCUUUCCUGCAAAUUCACAGCAUCCAUUCUGCUCACUGUUAGUCUGGGGGGGCUCAUACUGGUGCAGUGUCUGUUGUUGAUCUUCUACACCAGCUCUGUGUUCCUCUUCAUCGGUACCUGUGUGUUGGGGCUGUGCAUCAGCAGUGUGUUUCCCUCCAUGCUGGCCUUUACAGAGGACAUACUGGACUACAAAGGUUGUGCCACAACUGUCCUGGUGACGUGUGCUAGCACAGGAGAGAUGGCGCUGCAGCUGCUCGUUGGAUCUGUGAUCAACAGUCAGGGCAGUUACUCUUUCCUGGUGUGUUGUACGGGAGCAUCCUUUAUCGCCUUCUUCCUGUUCUUGCUGUUCCUCUACACGCAUCACCGCCACAGAAACUUUCACAAAGAUUGGUCUAAAUACACAGAAAUGGAAGAGAAGCCAAAGACUGGAGGCUCCUGAUCUGAGGAUCCAUAAGAGACUGGGGGAAAGAUCAUGAGUGACCUCAGGCUCCAGCUGAAGACGGGGAAAAGGGAGCAUGGGAACAAUAACCGUGACACACGCACUUCCUCCUAGUGUCCGAACCGAACAGGAACUCCCUCCUUGUGUCGAACAUUCAGAAGCCUUCUGAUCAAGCAGGUCACUGGAUGACCAUUACUUGAAUUGAUAAAUUCUCUGCUGCAGCUUGAUUUGAAAGACAAUGUAAUGAUUACCUAUUAGCUUUAAGUGGGACUGUAAAUGAACUGUUGAAGUAUGACUCUUCGCAGCCUAUGAAAGGGCUACUUUUGUGAUUUUCUGACGGUAGAAUGAAGCUGUUGGACACACUGUAAAUAACAAAUGAUGUACUGGCAGAACACAAACACUGAUGUUAGAGGUCUUUUAUUAUUGGUCUCACCUAUCUCAUUCAUGAUCAACAUUUCCUCGACACCUCUCAUACAUCGAUACGCCACUUAAGACAAGUAGCUUGUAAACAAUUUUUUGAAAAAGCAUGAAACAAACAGAAAACGGGACCAAACCAAGCAGGAACUUUCUACAAGAUCUUACAUGUUUAAAGGUAGGUUGAAGGACAAACAUCAAAUGAUACAAAUCAUAAACACAACCAGUCCAAAGACUUGAUAGAGACAGGUUCGAAUGGGCUUGAGGGUUAAUAUCCAGCUAUUUUAUAGUUCUCAAAGUUAAUGCGAAAAUGCAAGAUGAGCAGCCAAUUCUCUCUCAAAUAAAUAAAUAGUGUGUGGUAGUGCCUGAUCACAAACGAUUUUAAAUCUUUAGAUAUAUAUCGAAAAAGAUAAGAUUUACUGUAUAAAAUGCCAAGUGCAUAAUUUGUCCUCCCUUUUGGGUGAAUAAACAUUUUUCUGAGUGAGCAAACAUCGGCAACAUUUCAUCAUCAAAGAGGAAAAUCAGCGUCUUAGAAAAGCCACACAAUCCAA
This is a messenger RNA of Labrus bergylta (ballan wrasse), 2613 nucleotides long. It is a transcript of the gene slc60a1a, whose product is annotated as major facilitator superfamily domain containing 4Aa. NCBI's taxonomy places the organism in Eukaryota, Metazoa, Chordata, Actinopteri, Labriformes, Labridae. The record is from RefSeq and is a predicted model, not a curated record.